AUGGGAAGGGUUGCCUACCAGUUAGAGCGACGUCCAGAGUUGGACUGGAUUCAUGAUGUUUUCUACAUAUCGAUAUUGAGGCGCUACCACUCUGAUCCUACGCAUAUUAUUCCUGUUGAGGAGAUAGAGGUUAGGCCAGAUCUGACCUUUGAAGAGGAGCCGGUUCAGAUAUUGAAUCAUGACGUAAAGAUUCUGAGGAGAAAAUCCAUCCCACUAGUUAAGUUUCUAUGGCGUAAUCAUAGCUUUGAGGAGGCCACGUGGGAGCCUAAAAAUGCGAUGCGUCAGCAGUAUUCUCAUCUAUUCUAA
Molecule: messenger RNA, 306 nt
Organism: Gossypium raimondii (Peruvian cotton)
Lineage: Eukaryota; Viridiplantae; Streptophyta; Magnoliopsida; Malvales; Malvaceae
Exons: 1
Coding region: 1-306 (101 amino acids)
Source: RefSeq, a predicted model, not a curated record